This is a messenger RNA of Salvia splendens (bonfire salvia), 4078 nucleotides long. Its product is annotated as ABC transporter B family member 21. The record is from RefSeq and is a predicted model, not a curated record. Gene Ontology annotation, biological process: oligopeptide export from mitochondrion. Gene Ontology annotation, molecular function: ABC-type oligopeptide transporter activity; ATP binding; ATP hydrolysis activity. The transcript is spliced from 10 exons. The coding region runs from base 144 to 3911 and encodes 1255 amino acids. Gene Ontology annotation, cellular component: mitochondrial inner membrane. NCBI's taxonomy places the organism in Eukaryota, Viridiplantae, Streptophyta, Magnoliopsida, Lamiales, Lamiaceae.
UAAGUCUUGCAGCUAGCACCACCCUUUCUUUACACACACUAUAUAUAUUUGUGUGUGUUUUUUAUUGAAAUAAAAAAAGUCAGUCAGUUAAACAGGCGUGCAAUAUAUACAAGUGUUAGUAAGUGUAGACAUCAGUGAUUGAAAUGGAAAGGGAAGAGGCGGUGGAAAAGGAAGGCAGAACGGUGCCGUUUCACCGGCUGUUCGCCUUUGCUGAUCCUGUGGAUCAAGUGUUGAUGAUAGUUGGUUCAGUGGGUGCCGUUGGGAAUGGAGUGUGUAUGCCUCUUAUGACAAUCCUUUUCGGGGAUCUCAUCGAUUCUUUCGGCCAAAACCAAAACAACGAUGUUGUUUCCGUUGUCUCAAAGGUUGCACUAAAGUUUGUGUAUUUGGCUAUGGGAUGUGGCGUGGCAGCAUUUCUUCAGGUGGCUUGUUGGAUGAUUACCGGAGAAAGGCAGGCUGCAAGAAUUAGGAGUCUAUAUUUGUCAACAAUUUUGAGGCAAGAUGUUGCUUUCUUUGAUAAAGAAAGCAAUACAGGAGAAGUGGUUGGAAGAAUGUCUGGUGACACUGUGCUUAUUCAAGACGCCAUGGGUGAGAAGGUUGGCAAGUUCAUUCAACUAGUAUCAACAUUUUUGGGAGGCUUUGUGAUCGCUUUUAUUAAAGGAUGGCUGCUCACGCUCGUCAUGCUAUCAUCCAUUCCUCUAAUGGUGAUAUCAGGAGGUGUCAUGUCGCUACUCCUGUCGAAGAUGGCGUCUCGUGGCCAAGAAGCGUAUGCUAAGGCUGCAACUCUAGUUGAACAGACGAUUGGCUCGAUCAGAACGGUUGCGUCGUUUACUGGGGAGAAGCAAGCUGUGGCUGACUAUGACAAGUCCCUCGUCAAGGCCUACAAAUCAGGGGUGCACGAAGGGUUGGCGAAUGGGCUGGGGCUCGGAUCAGUCAUGUUCAUUGUAUUCUGCAGUUAUGCUCUGGCUAUCUGGUUUGGAGGCAAGAUGAUCUUGGAGAAGGGAUACUCUGGGGGCGAGGUGAUCAACGUGAUCAUCGCCGUGCUUACUGGUUCAAUGUCUCUUGGACAAGCAUCUCCUUGCAUGUCAGCAUUUGCUGCGGGACGAGCAGCAGCGUACAAGAUGUUUGAGACGAUAAAGAGGAAGCCCGAGAUAGAUGCAUACGACACAAGUGGGGAGAUGCCAGACGACAUUCGUGGGAAUAUAGAGUUUAGAGACGUCCAUUUCAGCUAUCCAGCUAGGCCUAAUGAGCAGAUAUUCAGAGGCUUAAAUCUGUCGAUUUCGAGUGGUCUGACAGUGGCUCUGGUUGGGCAGAGUGGAAGUGGGAAAUCAACUGUGAUAAGUUUGAUAGAGAGGUUCUAUGACCCUCAGCAUGGUGAAGUUUUGAUUGAUGGCAUCAAUCUGAAGCAACUCCAGCUUAAGUGGAUUAGGUCCAAAAUAGGGCUUGUAAGUCAAGAGCCUGUGCUUUUCACAGCUAGUAUUAAAGAUAAUAUUGCAUAUGGAAAGGAUGGUGCAACAGUUGAGGAAAUCAGGGCAGCAGCAGAACAAGCCAAUGCUGCUAAAUUCAUAGAUAAAUUGCCCCAGGGACUUGAUACCAUGGUAGGUGAACACGGAACUCAGCUUUCGGGGGGACAGAAACAACGAGUAGCCAUAGCUAGAGCGAUCUUGAAGGAUCCGAGGAUUCUAUUGUUGGAUGAGGCUACAAGUGCACUAGAUGCAGAAUCAGAAAGAGUAGUGCAGGAGGCAUUAGACCGAAUAAUGGUGAACAGAACAACAGUAGUUGUUGCACAUCGGUUGAGCACAAUUAGGAAUGCCAAUAUGAUCGUUGUCAUUCACCAAGGCAAGGUGGUUGAAAAAGGGACACAUUCUGAACUACUGGAAGAUCCUGAGGGUGCGUAUUCUCAGCUCAUACGCUUGCAGGAAGUAAACAGAGACACAUCAGAGCAUGUCAAAGGCAAAGAAAGAUCAGAAACAAGCGUGGAUUUGGAGAGAUCACAGUCAAGUCGAAGGAUGUCACUCACACGUUCCAUGAGUCGAGGCUCAUCUAGCAGCCGUCACCACUCACUGCCAUUCACAAUUGGCCUACCUGCAACAACACUGAACGUCUCCGAAUCUGUACUAGAGAAAUCAGAUCAUGAAUCAUCAGAAAAGCCUCCAAAGGUCCCUCUCCGCCGCCUAGCCAAUCUCAACAAGCCAGAAAUACCAGUGCUCAUAGCAGGAGCCGUCUUCGCCAUAAUAAAUGGUUCUAUAUUGCCAAUCUUCGGCAUACUAAUAUCUAGCGUGAUCAAAUCCUUCUUCGAGUCCCCAAGUGAGCUGCGCAAAGACACAAAGUUUUGGGCCAUCAUAUUCAUGGUGCUCGGGGUGGUGUCUCUGAUCGCAUAUCCAGCAAGGACAUAUCUCUUUGGCGUGGCGGGAAACAAGCUGAUCAGAAGGAUUAGGCUGAUGUGCUUCGAGAAGGUUGUGAAUAUGGAGGUGGGGUGGUUUGAUGAGGGAGAGCACUCAAGUGGGAUCAUCGGAGCGAGGCUGUCUGCUGAUGCUGCUACCGUUAGAGCUCUGGUUGGCGACGCGCUUGCGCAGAUGGUUCAAGAUUUGUCAUCAUUGGUUGCUGGGUUAGCCAUUGCUUUCCAAGCUAGCUGGCAAUUGGCUCUGAUCAUCCUGGUGAUGCUGCCUUUGAUCGGAGCGAAUGGGUAUGUGCAGAUCAAGUUCAUGAAAGGAUUCAGCGCAGAUGCGAAGGCUAUGUACGAGGAGGCGAGCCAAGUGGCGAAUGACGCAGUGGGUAGUAUAAGGACGGUUGCUUCCUUUUGUGCGGAGGAGAAGGUAAUGGAAAUGUAUAGGAAGAAAUGUGAAGGGCCUAUGAGCAGUGGGAUUAAGCAGGGGUUGAUUAGUGGAGUAUGUUUUGGGAUAUCCUUUGCCCUUCUCUUUCUGGUUUACGCUACCAGCUUUUAUGCUGGAGCUCGACUCGUUGAAGAUGGCAAAAUCACUUUCUCUGAUGUAUUUCGGGUUUUCUUUGCACUAACCAUGGCGGCACUAGCAAUCUCUCAAUCCAGCUCUUUCGCACCAGAUUCAAGCAAAGCCAAGGUUGCAGCAGCUUCAAUAUUCACCAUUCUCGACAGGGAAUCGAAGAUCGAUCCUAGUGCUGAAUCUGGAAUCAAAUUAGAUAGCGUCAAGGGAGAGAUCGAGCUCAAACACGUGAGCUUUAAGUACCCGACCCGCCCCGAUGUACAGAUCUUCAGAGACCUCUCCUUGACGAUCCAUGGCCAAAAGACAGUAGCUCUGGUUGGAGAGAGCGGGAGCGGCAAAUCAACGGUGAUAUCACUGUUACAGAGAUUCUACGAUCCUGAUUCAGGGCGCAUAACCCUAGACGGCGUCGAGAUCCAAAAAUUCCAACUGAAAUGGCUGAGGCAGCAGAUGGGGCUGGUGAGCCAAGAGCCGGUGCUCUUCAACGACACGAUCCGAGCCAACAUAGCCUACGGGAAGGAAGGGGAGGCGACGGAGGCAGAAAUCAUCGCGGCGGCGGAGCAGGCGAAUGCGCACAAAUUCAUAAGCGGGCUGCAACAAGGGUACGACACGGUGGUGGGGGAGCGCGGGGUGCAGCUGUCAGGGGGGCAGAAGCAACGCGUGGCGAUCGCGCGGGCAAUCGUUAAGAGCCCGAAGAUUCUGCUGCUGGAUGAGGCGACGAGCGCACUAGACGCAGAGUCGGAGAGAGUGGUGCAGGACGCGCUCGAUCAGGCGAUGGUGAACCGGACGACGGUGAUUGUGGCGCAUCGGCUGUCCACGAUCAAGACGGCAGAUUUGAUAGCGGUUGUCAACAACGGAGUGAUUGUGGAGAAAGGGAAGCAUCAGAGCUUGAUUAACAUCAAAGAUGGAUUUUACGCCUCAUUAGUUGCGCUUCAUAUCACUCCUGCGAAACAGUAAUUUUUACUUCGUUAAUUUUUUUGUUUUCAAUCUUAGGCCUUAGCUACAAAAUGUAAUGCAUCAUCUCUGAGGCAAUUUUUAUUCUGUGCAACCAAGAUUAAAUUAGUUAAAUAAAAACAAAAUGGUACUUAUAUAGAGAUAAUAUACUCCAUUUGAUUAGUGGCCAA